AGUGGUCGUGCGGAUCGUCGCCGACCUCUGCACCAGGGGCGGGCGCGCUGGCUGAUCUGGGUAAGGGGCGGGAGCGAGGACCCGAUGCCGGCUAGAAGAGGCCGUUAUGGCUUCGGCUGGAGGCGGCCACUGUGAGGGCGCCGCGCCGGAGGCCGACCGUCCCCACCAGCGGCCCUUCCUGAUCGGGGUGAGCGGCGGCACUGCGAGCGGGAAGUCAACUGUGUGUGAGAAGAUCAUGGAGCUGCUGGGACAGAACGAGGUGGACCACAGGCAGCGCAAGUUGGUCAUCCUGAGCCAGGACAGGUUCUAUAAGGUCCUGACGGCAGAACAGAAGGCUAAGGCCUUGAAGGGACAGUACAAUUUCGACCACCCAGAUGCUUUUGAUAAUGAUUUGAUGCACAGGACUCUGAAAAACAUCGUGGAGGGCAAAACUGUUGAAGUCCCAACCUAUGAUUUUGUGACCCACUCUAGGUUACCGGAGACCACGGUGGUCUACCCUGCGGACGUGGUUCUGUUUGAGGGCAUCUUGGUGUUCUACAGCCAGGAGAUCCGGGACAUGUUCCACCUGCGCCUCUUCGUGGACACAGACUCCGACGUCAGGCUGUCUCGAAGAGUUCUCCGCGACGUGCACCGAGGGAGGGAGCUGGAGCAGAUCCUGACCCAGUACACCACCUUCGUCAAGCCCGCCUUCGAGGAGUUCUGCCUGCCGACAAAGAAGUAUGCAGACGUGAUCAUCCCUCGUGGGGUUGACAACAUGGUUGCCAUCAACCUCAUCGUGCAGCACAUCCAGGACAUCCUGAAUGGCGACAUCUGCAAAUGGCACCGAGGAGGGUCCAACGGGCGGAACUACAAGAGGACCUUUUCUGAGCCAGGAGACCACCCCGGGGUGCUGACCUCCAGCAAACGGUCACACUUGGAGUCCAGCAGCAGACCCCACUGAGGGUCUGCCGGGGCAGCUCUCCUGAAGGGCACGUGCAUUCGGGACCUGGGCCUGGAGGUGCCCACCUGCUUCUGGGAACGCACCCACCGCUUCCUCUCCAUGCGUGUCCCCGAGUGGGUUAGGAUCAGGCCUCCUGUACUUGCGAGUGGAAGCCUGGACGUGUCGUUCAAACUCAAUUGGACAGAAUAUUGACAGGGCGUUCCUGAGGUUUUCACCUGCUUCCCCAGGUUUUGGGAGGUUUAAAAAUCUCUCUGGGUCACUGAGAAAUGCCACAGAACGUGUGGCAAGCCUAAGCCCGCUUGCUUCUGCAAGGAGUGCAAGUCAUGCACAGUUGGGGAAACUGAGGAAACAGCCGGGACGCCAUGGCUGGCCUGGUGUUUUUUGACAGGGAACCCAGAGGAACGUUUUCCAGUCUCAUGUGGUUCACACACACACAUAACUGAAAUGUUUGUGGGAGAAUCCUUUCCUCUUCACGUGUUACACAUCUCAGUGAUUUGUUUUGUUCUGUAUCAUAGCACAAGGCCGGCUGUGACCUAUGAGCCUGGUUUCACGGUCGCAGUCAGGAGUGGCAAACACCGAUGAGAGGAGCCACAGACGGAUGGCUCCCUCCUCCCCCGCUGUGGUCAGAGGCAGAGGAGUGGCAGGAGCCUGGGGAGCAGCCGGCGUCAGCAUAGCCGGCAGGGCUCUUGGGUCCAGGCCGUGGCGCCUGUGCAGUGGGCGGGGCAGCGGCGGUCAGGUCUAUCCCGGCCAGGACACGUUGUCUGCGCACAGUCCUGGCCCCCCACCCAGCAGCAGGAGCCCGAGCCCAAGGUGCUGUAUGUGGACAGGCUGUCCCCAGUGUAGCUCGCGGCCACAUCCAGGGCAUGGUGCAUCCAGCCAGCACUCGUGCCGGACUGUGGAGGUUCCAGUGAGUGCGGCUGCCCGAGGCCGCCCAGUGUCCCUUAUGCUAGUCCUGUGCUCACGGCUUCAGAAGUGAUCUGUGUCUGUGUCCAAGUGUGUCUUCCCUCCCACAUGAUGGCUGUUUCUGUGAGGUGUCCCUUGCCACUGUCAUGAGCCAGACUGCACAGGCAGCUCUGGGCUUCUUUCCAUCCCGUGUAACUCACCGUAGUGACGCAGACACGAGGUGAGCGUUGGAGCUGUGACAGUUUUGUCAAGCUCAGGCCCUUUCCGAGGGAAAUGAAUAAACAACACCG
Messenger RNA from Propithecus coquereli (Coquerel's sifaka), 2133 nucleotides. RefSeq names its product uridine-cytidine kinase 1 (gene UCK1). Bases 107 to 940 code for a protein of 277 amino acids. NCBI's taxonomy places the organism in Eukaryota, Metazoa, Chordata, Mammalia, Primates, Indriidae. The transcript is spliced from 7 exons. The record is from RefSeq and is a predicted model, not a curated record. Gene Ontology annotation, cellular component: cytosol; cytoplasm. Gene Ontology annotation, molecular function: kinase activity; ATP binding.